This is a messenger RNA of Bursaphelenchus xylophilus (pine wood nematode), 8866 nucleotides long. The record is from the annotation of a GenBank genome assembly. Lineage: Eukaryota; Metazoa; Nematoda; Chromadorea; Rhabditida; Aphelenchoididae.
AUGCGCAGUCAUUUUUUGAGCGAACUGCGCCCCGUUUUUGAGUUGAAUUCCGAUCAGAUAGAGAGAGAGAGAGCUUUCUUCCCACCCCAAACAGUGGACCAUCCCCGUUCCCAGAGGGCCGUAUUUUGUCAAACCAUUCGUAUCCGACAGCAUUUAUUUUGUUCGUCCUGUAUCGAUAUUGUUAAUAAGAAUUUGAUGGAGUUGGAUCAAAGGGAGAGGCUGCGUUCUCUGAUCCGUCAGUGGAACGAGAACCGCUUGGAUCUGUUCAGUAUUAGUGAGCCGAAUGAGGUGAGUUUCUUGUGUGUUCGUUUAGAAGAAAAAAAAUUUUUUAACUUUGACGAUUUUUUUUCUCCCAGAACAUGGAAUUUUACGGUGUUAUGCGGUUUUAUUACCACGAACCAGGCCAGAAAGUCACAACCAAGUGUAUAAGAGUGUCUUCGUCAGCUACGACAAGAACUGUAAUUGAUGCGCUGGUGGAGAAAUUCCAUCCGGACAUGAAGAUGUUGACGGAUCCGGACUAUUCGAUAUGGGAAUUGCACGAAAACAGUGAAGAAAGAAUGCUCGAACUCGAUGAACGACCUCUUCUCGUCCAAUUAAGUUGGCAUCAGAGCAAUCGCGAAGGACGUUUUCUCUUGAAAUCCACGGAUCAGCCCGUUUAUCUGCCGUUUUCGGUAUGUCUAAAGUAAUAUAAUUGAUUUUAUUCAACAGUUUUGGGCUCAAUCUCUACUUUAUUUGUUAUUUCAAGGUGUGGGUCUUCUUUGGGGUUGAUUUCGGACUGGUUUUGAGUUGGAUUUGACUUGACAGAUGGCCCUUUUCCGCGUUUAAUGCGUUUCGGAAGGCAGAUUUUAGGUAAUAAAUGGGGUUUAUAGCUUGUUGAUCCAUUGCCAAAAGUCGGAAAUUCCUUUUUUUAUGUGUUAAAAGGAUGAUUAAUCACUGAUGAGGCGGGGUGAUCUCACUCUGAGAAUUCUAUAUUUGUUUUUUAUGAUUUAUAUUACACUUGACAAGCUGAUAAUUUGUUUUGUAAAUAGUACUAAUUACACUGUUUUUGUAGGCUCUACAAUUCGGAGAUGAAGUGCGUUCGUCGAAGCGGUCAAACAAAUUUAAGAAGAAGGGAAACGGGAGGGAUAAAGGUUGGUUUUUGGAGAGUUGUACUUACAAGGGAAGUACCCCAAGUGCGAAGCUCCGAUUUUCUUUAAAUUUUGCACACACGUCGGUCAUGAACUACGUAUCAAUUCCUGAAAGUUUUAGAUCGCUCGUUGCAAGCGCCGUCGAGAUAUUGAACGAUAUUUGCCGCCGAGAGAGCACGCUAAAUGUGGAGAGCGGUCAGAGAGAAAAACACUUUUUGACCAUAACUUCGCUAGUUUUGUGCGGCAAAAGUUGAUUUUUUGUGGAAACAUUGCCCUCUGUGGUAGAAAUAGGCGUGAAACUUUUCGUGCCGAAAUUCGGCAAAAAGUGUCAAAUUUUCGCCAACUUUUGAACAAAAAAUCUCGGUUAUUUCUGCAAAGCGCGAGCUAGGAUUCUCGCAUAUAUCCUAGAGAAAAUUAUUCUAAAUUUGUGCCAAGUUUUAUCAAAAUCUGAGCGUCGCACUUGGGGUACUUCUCCUGUCAGUUACGUCCAAAUUUUCCUAAAAUUCAUUGCAGCCAAUACGUAUGCCGAUGACAUGAACAAAUGUCUGUACGAGGAAUUGCCCGAGAACACGUUCACCAGGACCAUUUCGAAUCCGGAAGUCGUCAUGAAGCGUCAACGCGAACAGAAGAUUGAUCAGAAAUUGAAGGAAUUGGGGGAAAGAGGACUUGUUGGCGGAAGUUUGAAGGUUUAUUGUGAAGAGCUGGAUCCGAAUAGACCUUAUGUAUCCGUAUUGGUUGGGCCAUUGGACUCUGCGGAUAAGGUUUUGCUCGACGCGGUGGAAAAGUUCAGCUUUGGGACGUUGGAUCAUCGAGAAUUUGUGCUAGUUGAGGUGAGGCAAGCAGUGUAAUAUAAUUUAUGUUAUUUUGACUGGAAUUUGACUAGAUAUAGGUUUAUAUUUCCACCUACUGGUGGUGUUAUUUAUGAGGGGUUAUCGAGAGAGGGUGAACAUAAAGUUUACGAGCUUACUCUCUUAUCUAUUCUAAUAUCUUUUCGCUCCUGCAGAUCCAGCAAAGAAACGGGCGACGAUCGGAGCGAGUGCUGCUUUUGGACGAGUGCCCGGCUGUUAUUAUUGCCAAAAACAAUUCUUGUGGAAGUAAGUUGACUAUCUGGUUAUUAGCCAGUAGAAUUUCCUCGAAAAAGUAAUACAAUUCGGAGUUGGACGAUUGGGGAAAAGGACGAUUGGGAAACCGAAAAGUAUUAUUUUUCUUCGAUGCAAGUGUCGAAAUUAGGAUAAUUGAGGGUGCUGAGUUCGAAAAUGACGUUCAUUUUUUUGAUAGCUACUUUUUUCCUUAAGUAGUACUGUAAAAUAGUAAUUUUUUGAUUUUUUUUCACAAAUACUCGAUUUGGGGGGCUUCGAUGGUGCUGAUUUCGAAAAUCUUAUUCAUUUUAUCCGAUUUGAAAGCUCUAUUUGGGGGGUUUCGAUGGUGCUGCCUUCAAAUCAGAAAAAAUGAAUAAGAUUUUCUAAAUUAGCAAGCUCGAAACCCCCCAAAUCGAGUAUUCAUGAAAAAAAUUCAAAAAAUUACUACCUUACAGUACUACUUAAGGAAAAAAGUAGAGAUCAAAAAAAUGGAUGUCAUUUUCGAAAUCAGCACCCUCGAUUAUCCUAAUUCCGACACUUUCAUCGAAGAAAAAAUACUUUUCGGUUUCCCCAAUCGUCCCGUUCCAAUACAAUUACCCCACCCCAAGUGCUGUCCAUUUUGUUAUUUUUCCGUGACCCUUGCUCCGAGACAGCCACUCCCGUUGCCCUCGAGAGAAAGGGAGUCUCAUAAGCGGCGAUUCCAGCACUCCUAAUCGGAUUAUAUUGUAGCGGAGACGUCAUUUCAUCUGCGGAAACGGACUUCGUCGCCUCCAACGACAUCGACUCCGUUGAACGGGAAGGAGAACGCGGUAAGCGGAGAGGGGGGUGAGAACGACGGGGCAAGACGACGGCUGCGGGAGACCCCCGAGAUUAAUCGCCCCCCGACCUCGUCGCGCUUUCUUUUAAUUGCGCACUGACCGAUUUGCUCCAAUCUCCCCAUCCCACAUAUUUAUAUUCAAAUUGUAGAUGGUCAUCGAACCGCCGCCCAGCUACCGGCAGGCCACACACUUUGAUGUGACCCCCGACCUCGGCCCUCCUCCGGCCAAUAUUCCGUGUCAUUUGCAGUUGCGCUGUAAGUGAGGGGAUAUCAUAUUGUUAAUGGGUGCUCGUUCAGUCGCCGUCGGAUGUAGUUAGCUACUUAAAGCGGGAUUAUUUGAGUGGCGGGAUUUUUUUUUUGAGCGAAAGUGAUAAGAAAUGAAAAGAAUGGAAGAUUAUACAGUGACGGACCUGAUCCACUGGCAAAAAACGUACCAUUUUGCAUCCGGGAAGUAUCAAAAAAUUUUGCAAAAUUCCUCCAUCUCCAAGUGAAAAACUCCGUUUUCAAAGACGUGCCUUUUUCCUCAAAAAAAUAGCUAUUGAAAUCGGAGUUUUUUCACUUGGAGAGGGAGGAAUUUUGCGAAAUUUUUUGAUACUUUCCGGAUGCAAAAUGGUACAGUUUUUGCCACUGGAUCAGGUCCGUUACUGUAUAAUUUCGCAUUCUUCUAAUUUCUUAUCACUUUCGCUCAAAAAAAAUCUCGCCGCUCAAAUAAUCUCGCUUUAGGUAGUUAACUACAUCAGACGGCGACUGAACGAUCGCUCAUUAACAAUCCCCAUUGUACGGUAAAAUAAUAUAAACCCGGACUGAUGACAUAUUUUUUAGGCUCGGCCUCUCAAUUCCUGAUCUCUCUGUUCGAUCACUUCCGCUCAAAUGACACCGAAUUCCCUCUGGCUCCAGCUUUUAUCACAUAUUUGGCCGUAAAAGACCCACAAAACAGAGAGACCACGGCUUUGAUCCUCUUGUUCUGCAACAAAGUCAACGAGUUUGUACAGGUAGAAUUGCUGGAUAAAUCAUUUUUGUUGAAAAUUUUUUAAAAUUUACUUGAUGAUGAUUUCAGUCGCGCCCCGAUGAUUGGAGAAUCCCCAAUUUCUGGCUGGCCAAUUGCCUGGAACUGGGCAAUGUGAUUGCCAAAGAUACGACCGCCUUCAAACACACAACCAAUAAUUUGAAUGAGAAUAUCAAAGUGACGACGAUCAGAUGCUUCGACUUUCUCGUGGAGUCCUGCCGGAUCGAGAUUGAAAAACGAAUGUCCAAGUUCUUGAACGUCGCCUUGAGACAUGACAUUGCAGUCAGAGAGCUCAUGGAUUUCCUGGAAGAUGUCUCGAACCAUGUGCGAAGAGUCCAACUGAACCCGGCAUUGAUCAUUCAGCUGUUUUCUCAUAUUUUCUACACCGUCAACAUGUAUGCCUUCAAUUGGCUGAUUUCUACUGAGGGUAAGGUCAUCUGUUAUGUUUGUCAUAAGAAAAAAGUUGAUUGUGGUCUUACUUUGCAUAUUUUUUGGGAACUGGGACGAUUGGGGAAAGAGAGGAUUGGGGAAACCGAAAAGUAUUAUUUUUCUUCGAUGCAAGUGUGAAGUUAGGAUAAUCGAGGGUGCUGAUUUCGAAAAUGACGUUCAUUUUUUUUAUCUUUACUUUUUUCCUUAAGUAGUACUGUAAAGUAUUAAUUUUUUUGAAUUUUUUUCAUAAAUACUCUAUUUGGGGGUUUUUGACAUUGCUGAUUUCGAAAAUCAUGUUCAUUUUUUCUGAUUUGAAAGCGGCGCCAUCGAAACCCUCCAAAUCGUGUAUAUGUAAAAAAAAAUUCAAAAGUUACUACUUUACAGUACUACUUAAGGAAAAAAGUAACUAUCAAAAAAAUGAAUGUCAUUUUCGAAAUCAGCACCCUCGAUUGUCCUAAUUUCACACUUGCGUCGAAGAAAAAUAGUACUUUUCGGUUUCCCCAAUCGUCCUUUUCCCAAACCGUCUUUUUCCCCAAUCGUCCCAGUUCCGGUAUAUUCGUCAUAAGACAAAAGUUGAAUGUGGCUUUACUUUGCAUAUUUUCAGAGGGGAACUCAAGCCUUACCCGUCAAUUCGCCGUCCAAUUUCGUUCUCGGUUGUCCGAACUGACCCGAUGGUCCGAAUUACAUGGCCUCGAAUUGGUAGCUGAAUGUCAAUUGGACCGAAUAAACCAGACCCUGCAUCUGCUGGUCACUCCGAAAACGGUCAACCAGAUCGCCAGUCUUGGUGCUACUUGCUACAAACUCAAUUCCCGGCAGGUCGGCUUUUUGUUGAGCAGGUAUAUAUCGGAUAUAAAUGAACUGCCAGUGACUCAAGUGCUGGUGGAUAAUGUUGUUCAACUCGCUCAAUGUCAUGCUGAUCGGAUCAUCAAAGAGGAAGGUGGAGAAGUGACGCUGGAAGAGGAUCCCGUCUUUAGACUGGCCUUUUCUUUUCCAGAUGACGGCUAUGUUUUGGGUAGGUUAAUGAAUUAUUAGGUCGUCCAGAAAGUUCGUUCGAUUUUUUAUUGCUUUGUUUACGAUUGUUUGUUGCUUGGCAAAUGGCAUGUUUUUAUUUGAUGCAGCCAGUUUUGUAGAGGAGAAAAAGCUGUAUCAAAUAAAUAUAUUCCAUUUGCCAAAGAACUAACAAUCCUUGUAAAACAAAGCAAUGAAAUCUAAUGAAGACUGGUUGAUAAAAAAAAAUUUUUUUGAUAAUUUCAGAUACUUUGGAGACAAUUCCUUCCUCUCUUUCAACAGUCCUUGCCAAUCUUCAACGCACUGGCCUCUGUGAUCUCAUCUACGAACAGUCGGCCUCCCCUUGGGCAAGCCAAUUUACUCAUCAACUUCCCGCCAUCCAGCCCCAAAGAGCACCCCCUCAUUAUCGACCCCCAUCACAAACGCCGAGCUUUGUAAACCGACCAGAACGAAUCACGGUAACCAUCAGACGUCCGCCUGGUGCUGGACUGGGUCUCUCGAUUGUGGCCGCUCAAGGAUUGGGCGAUUCGAAUAUGGGGAUCUACAUCAAGAAGGUCGUGGAGAACAGCCCCGCCGCCUAUGAGGGAUCUCUGGCUAGAGGCGAUCAGAUCUUGGCUGUAAAUGGUCUCCCCUUGCUGAAUGUGUCUCAAGAAAUCGCUGCGAAGCAUAUAGCGGCGUCUGGUGGGGUUGUCAGGUUGGAUGUGAUAAAGAGUGCCGCUUCUUAUAAUGGACUGGAGUCAUGGUUAGACACACGAUCGUCACAACAACCACAAUCUCAAAGCUCCGCUCAAGUUUAUGCUACAACUUCUGAAAUUAUGAGUCCGGCCGGGACUUUUAGUCAGGUAAGUUUUUUGGAUAUUAACCCUUUCCGGACGAGCGGGCACGUCCUGGUAAAAUUGAAAGAGGGUACCCUAACUAGUAACGGCAUAACAGUGGUUCAGCCCAUUGAAGCGUUUGGGACUUACGGCAAAAAAUGCACUAAAAAGUACCCACCUUUGACAUCACUUUUGAAAUUUUUGUGACAAGCUGUAGAUCGGAAAGUACCCUUAGAUUAAUUUCGAGGAGUCCUACUACAGUGACAUCCAAGAACUGUCCAAAUCGGACAACUGUAGGAUUUGUUACCGACUUUUGAAAAUUGAAUUCUUAAUUUCGUCAAUUUUUGACCCCCUCUUGAAAUAAGUCUUAAAAAAUUUUUUGCUACCAGCUGUAAAUAAGAAACCGCCCUUAAAUUAAAGUCUAGAAGUCCUUCUACUGUUACAUCCAAGAAAUGUUCAAAUCAGACCACGGUUGAUUAUGGCGCAAGAUAUACUAGAUUUUUAAGUCGAAAAUUGACGAAAUUAAGAAUUCAAUUUUCAAAAGUCGAUAACAAAUCCUAUUAUGGUCCGAUUUGGACAGUUUCUUGGAUGUAACAGUAGUAGGACUCCUCGAAUUUAAUCUUGGGGUACUUUCGGAUCUACAGCUUGUCACAAAAAUUUCAAAAGUGGUGUCAAAUGGGGGUACUUUUUAGGACAUUUUUUGUCAUAAGUCCCAAAUAACGCUUCGAUGCGCUGAAUCACUGUUAUGUCGUUACUCAGUAAGGCAUCCUCUUUUGUUUUUACCCCUGACUCUCCGGAAAGGGUUAAUUUACAGCUGGGUCUCGUUCCUUGAGUAUUGUGUUUUUUUAGAACUCAUUGCCAUCACAGUCAUCUCAACGCCUUCCCGAACGUUUUCGACCGGUCGCUAUUCGUCCGCCGGUUGUGAAACCCCCAUAUCACCACCAAACACAACCAGACCAUCAGCUGAAUGGACAAGGAGAUCAUGCGUUUGUAAGAAGGGGAUCUGUUGGGUCACUGAAAGUCAUGCAAAAUGAAGUCAGACUCCCUCCAAUGGCUGAAUCCGGCAGAAGAUCGGCUCCGAUAUUUGAAAGACCAGAAGAUCUGGAUCGGAAACCAUCUCUGGGUAGGAUAAUAUAAUUUUUUAGUUAUGAAUUUUUUUUCUGAGUUUAGGCUACAUUCCCCUGACAAAUGGGACGUCCAGAUUGGUCCACCGGCAACCGGCACCGGUGAAUGAUAUAGUUCGAAGUCAUGAAGCAUGCCUGAACGAGCUGAAUAGAGAGUUCGAAAAGAGGAUCUCUUUAAAUUCUAUGCCUCACUCCAGAAAGUUGUAUCCUCAAAACAAAAAUGAUGAUGAUUUUGUACGACAAGUUGAUCUUCUUCAAGAACAGGCUAAUCGCCUUGUUUAUGAUGAGUCUCAUGACCAGUAAGAGAGCAAUUUUAUAGAUGUUAUACUUGAUAUAAUUUUUUGUUUUUUUUUGUUGUUUAAUUGGUUUUAAUGACGAUUUUUCAGUGCUCAACGUGGAUUCCAAGAAUUCCAGCCACGAAAACAAAGCCUCAAGGAAAACCGAGCCAUCCAUGAACAGGACCGCGUGCUUUAUGAACUCGAGGACAAUGUAAAUAAUGUUAAAUAUCCCGAGAACGAACCGAGGGUCCAGGUAUUGGGCGCUAGCGAAGUGUAUAACGACCCUCGACAAAGGAGGUUAAACCAGAUCAACGAAUCUCAGAACUCGCAAAACAGUAAUUCAGUAGGUUUUAUAUUAUUAUUUUUUUGAAUUUUAUUACUUAUAGUGAUCGGUACUGGGAUUUGACCGGUCAGCCCAAGAGCCUUGGCCCAGUAUAAUGGGUAAAAUUUCAUAAAAAUUUUACGUUUUCAAACUUUUCAGUUUUGUUGAAGAACAAGCACUUCAAGUCCCAAUCAAACUUUUAUGUCAUUAGUUUUUCAUAUACAGCGGUUAAAACGACAAUCAACAGAUCGUAUUUUGGGUAAUGUAAAUCAUCAAAACCAUAAAUAAAACAUGUAACUUUUACACCCCUAAUUUUUCAUAUACAGUGACGGACCUGAUCCAAUGGCAAAAAACGUGCCAAUUUGCAUCCGGGAAGUAUCAAAAAAUGUAGCAAAAUACCUCCCUCUCCAAGUGAAAAAACUCCGAUUUCAAAGCACGCUCGAUCUUUUUGUGAGGGACGGCGAAAAACUCCUUCAAAACGGAGUUUUUUCACUUGGAGAGGGAGGUAUUUUGCCACAUUUUUUGAUACUUCCUGGAUGCAAAAUGAUACGUUUUUUGCCAUUUGAUCAGGUCCGUCGCUGUAUAAGAAAAAUUAGGGGUAUAAAAUUUACAUGUUUUAUUUUUGGUUUUGUUGAUUUACAUUACCCAAAAUACGAUCUGUUAAAUAUCGUUUUAACCGCUUGGACGGUAAAAUUCCAAUGCUUAAUUAUUCAUGUGUAAUAUUUAUUUUUUCAGAGAGAUGGGUCUCAAUUGGACUUCCAGGACAAGAUGAGAUUAUUCGCCGCCCAAUUAGGCGAGGCCGAUCUCCGCUCCAAAUUCAAGGCUUCUUCGGCCGAAAGGGAGAUCGAGGAAUCUUCGUAA